This is a messenger RNA of Trichechus manatus latirostris (Florida manatee), 1172 nucleotides long. Its product is annotated as olfactory receptor 4P4-like. Gene Ontology annotation, biological process: G protein-coupled receptor signaling pathway. Gene Ontology annotation, cellular component: plasma membrane. The transcript has a single exon. The record is from RefSeq and is a predicted model, not a curated record. Bases 204 to 1172 code for a protein of 322 amino acids. Gene Ontology annotation, molecular function: G protein-coupled receptor activity; olfactory receptor activity. Lineage: Eukaryota; Metazoa; Chordata; Mammalia; Sirenia; Trichechidae.
UUGAUGUUUUCAAGAAAGGGACAAAGCACUCUGCAGAAAAGUUCCUAAAUAAAAAUCAAAUUUCUAUUUUCUUCCAUCCUUGAGCCAUUUUUUUCAUUAUAAUCUCCCCCUUGCAAGGAAUGAUGUGCAUCACCACAUUUAACUAGAUCUCAUAAGAAUUCAUAGUUUAUCUAAAUUGCAGGUGGCUAAAACUGCUCUGGAUCAUGGAAAAUAGGAAUAACAUCACAGAAUUUAUUCUCUUAGGACUGUCUCAGCAAAAAGAAGUAGAAAUUCUCUGUUUUUUACUAUUUUUACUUUGUUACAUUGCAAUUUUGGCAGGAAACCUGCUUAUCAUGAUUUCUAUCACCUGCAGUCAACUUAUUAACCAGCCCAUGUAUUUCUUCCUGAGUUUCCUCUCACUCUCAGACCUUUGCUACACCUCAACUGUGAUACCUAAGCUAAUCAUUGACUUACUGGAAGAAAAGAAGACCAUUUCCUACAAUGGCUGCAUGACACAACUCUUUACCAUGCACUUCUUCGGGGGGAUCGAGGUCUUCAUUCUCACAGGGAUGGCUUAUGACCGCUAUGUUGCCAUCUGCAAGCCCCUGCACUACACGGUCAUCAUGGGCAGACGGAGGUGUGAUGCCAUGAUUGCUGCUUCCUGUGCUGGGGGGUUCCUGCAUUCCUUUGGUCAGUUUCUGCUUGCCGUCUUCUUACCCUACUGUGGCCCCAAUGAGAUAGAUCACUACUUCUGUGAUGUCUAUCCUUUGCUGAAACUGGCUUGCACUGACACCAGCAGAAUUGGUCUCUUGGUCAUUGCCAAUUCCGGCGUGAUGGGUCUAGUGACUUUUGGGGUCUUGCUGAUAUCUUAUACUGUGAUCUUAUACACUAUCAGGUCCUACCCCAAGGAGAAUCGUAACAAAGCUCUUUCCACAUGUAGUUCUCAUAUCACUGUGGUGGUCUUUUUUUUUGCUCCCUUACUCUUUAUUUACAUUCGACCAGCAACUACUUUACCAGAAGACAAAGUGUUUGCUCUUUUUUAUACUAUCGUUGCUCCCAUGCUUAACCCUCUGAUUUACACAUUAAGGAACAUGGAGAUGAACAGUGCCAUAAAUAAACUAUGUUCCCGUAUUAUGGGAAGGAGAAGGAAUAGACUGAAAGACAUUCCUGCUUGUCACCACAGAGCUUGUUGA